GGUAUAGCUCCGGCCGCUCAUCCUGCGGUUCUGCUCAAAACAGUCCACGACCGGUUUUCUUGUUGAAUUUUACUCUUUAAAUUCCUGUAUUAAUUUACACUUAUUACCUUGUACCGAAUGUAAGAAAGAAAGAGAAGAGAUCGCGAUGGACUUAUUGUAUGUAUAGCAAUAUAAGGACAGAAUCAUUAGAACCUGCAGAGUUCGGCGCAGAAAGUAUGUAACGUUGGGAUUAUUAGCCUCUCGAUUGUACGAAAUGAGAUGGAAAACCGAGAUGGGAGAGAAACGAAGCGGCGCGUAAUUAUUGCCGGAUUAUAUUUACGGCUGAUGAAAUAUCCGGUAACUGUACAAUAGGUAUUAUACAAACAUACGGAGUAUACCUGUAACACAACAGUUGCGCAUCGCCGAUUGAAAUGGCAAGAGAAAAUUAAUCUCGUCGGAGUUUAUCUGCAAUCCGAGGAUAUGAGGGCACCCCUAUAGGAUAUAUCGUCUGCGAACGUGGUCGAUAAGAACGUAUAAAGUAGAGUGGUUCGAGUAGCUUCGGGUUAGACGCUCCGAAAAUCCACCGAGAGACGACAAAAUCUUGAUUCGACAUCACCGUUCGUAAUUGCAGUUUAAUUUUUCUUGAAAUUUUUAAUUUUUAAUCACAAACCGGCUGUUGACUCAACGGUGAUAUUAUGCCGUCUGACCUGUCGCUGCUGCUACUACUUCUCCUGGUUGCGAAUUCGAAUUGCAAACCUCUGGAUGAUUCAUCGUCGGUGAAUCCUAACGAGAUAAAUUUCGGUUCGCAUAACGACGGGGAUAAAAAAAAUCAGAAAGACGAAAUUGAUGCAACGGAAUCCUGGGAUAUUCCGAGGCCGUUCGCGAGCUCGUCGAACGACGGGGGAAAAACGUUUGGUGAAAAAAUUCAACUCCCUACCGUGACGCCGUCCCCGAUUUUGUCAGCCGAGAUAACGGAGACAGCUGCCGGGGAAAUAGGGAGCGGAAAAUCGACGGCUAUAAGUCCGUCGGGGAAUUCAACGACGGAUAAUAACCUCGCGACACGGCAACAAGGUUUGUCAUGGAUACUCGCGCCCUUCGCCCAAAAAGUUCAAUUUUCACCUCAGACGUUCUUUCAAGAAAGAAUCGGCCAACUUAAGGACACCUUCACCAACAUUGCCUCUAUAUUUCCGAACCAACAAGACGGCGCCACCAAACAAUUCGGAAAUAUCGCUGGAUUAGCGAACCUCAUCGGACUGAAUGAUUCAGGAUUCUACACGGACAGAUUAGAUCCAGUGGGUUUUUUCGGCGGUAAUGGAUGGUUCGCAAACAAGGGCGGCAUUUUAGGGGGGCCGGGUGCUUUUAUUUCAACCGGAAGUCUCUUCACCGACUACCCAACGCCGUACAAAAAAUGAUUUGAUAGAAAGGUGUUACAUGUACGUAUAUAUUUAAGAGAUCGGAACGAAAAAAAAAAAACUUAGGUACAAAAACAACGUUAGAAAUUUCGGAAGAAAUGUGGAAGAAUCAGAAAACUGGAGGGUGCUAUGUGGGAGAUUUGGAUGAAAAGUAAAUUAGACAAGAAUACGAUACAACGUACAACCAUAAUGAGUCUCUCGAGGCGCUUCAUUACCGGUAUAAUUUUUCGUCAGGAGACUAAAAAAAUCCUAGCGCCAGGAAGUCGGAGGAGUUUUUGAAAGCAAAUUUUUUUUUCUAACGAUGAGUACGUUUCCAUUUCAGAUGUGUGAAGUUGGGUACCUAGAUAAUAAGUUCAGUUAAUUAAGAAUCAUUGUGUUCCAUGCCAUUUCAAUUUUUAAUGAAGUACAAAUUUUAAAGAGCGAUAAUUGUACAUUAUACGCAUACAUAUAUUUAUUAAGUACAGAUAUAACGCUUUCCUUUCCCGUUGUAGUCGCACUCGAAGUUUUCUGCAUAUUUGUCGGCAUUUCGCCUCCGCCUCUUCUACGCGAAUUCUGAAUAAGGAGAAAAAAAAAAAAUACUUUCGGAAAGUUUUCAGUGAGUAUAGUUGGUAGAUGAAUAUAUUUCAUUGGCAGUAUACCCGCUACAUCAUUAAUCUUCUUAAUUUCUUUUACUUUUUUUUGUAAUUUUUUUACGCGCUCAAAUAUUAAGCAUUUUUUGUACAGUUCGAAAAUUUAUUUAUACCCAUGUAUACGGACGACAAGUUUUUUUUUUUUAAAUUAUAUCGAAGGUAUUACCAGAUUUUCUGGAAAUUUUUCGACCACGUACGAUGAAUACGCUGUACACAUAGCUACGCUGAAAUAUUCUGUACAUAAUGAGGAUCCGUCAAAGAAGUGCAGGUCGUUGGCCAAUAAAACUUAUUCCAAGCCAAUGCGGUUCGAAAACUUUUAGAGUGCAGUACACAUAGUUUUCAAACUACGUACAGCCAGCGCUUCGAAGAACUUUUAUACCAUACGGGAUUCUAAAGCUUUUUCUACGUACCUACGUGCAGGUGGGUUGUGAUCCGAUUAUGAAAUGUACUUGUGUAGGUAAUACGUCCGAUGCAGGGUUGGACUAGGGACGAAUAUUGUAAAAUCGUUUACACGAAAUUUGAAAUUUUCGAAACCCCAUACGAUUUUACACUCGCAUAAUUUGUCUAUUUUUUCUCGUCCUUUUUCGAUUCCAGCAAAGCGCAUGGGAAAAUAAAGCGAAGGACCUUAUUAAAUA
Messenger RNA from Athalia rosae (coleseed sawfly), 2655 nucleotides. RefSeq lists its product as uncharacterized. Lineage: Eukaryota; Metazoa; Arthropoda; Insecta; Hymenoptera; Athaliidae. The coding region runs from base 675 to 1391 and encodes 238 amino acids. The transcript is spliced from 2 exons. The record is from RefSeq and is a predicted model, not a curated record.